GAGGCUGCGAGCCUCUUCGCUUGCGCCCUCGCUCCCUCCUCUCCUCCCUUCUUGCAGUGUGCAGCGAGGGGAAGACGGAGCGAAGGUGGGAGAUGGAGUCGCAGGGAACCCACCGCCGGGCAGGAGAAGCCCGCGGCGUCGUCGGCGGCGGAGGCACCACUUCCAUCGCUAAGCACGUUGGAAUCCAAAACCAGGUCUUGAAGUGGCUGCAAGAUUUUUCUGAUAAGGUGGAGGAGAGAGCUAAAGGAGCCGCUGCGGAGGUGAAUGGGUUGUUGGAGGAGGCCGGGACGCUGGAGCUGGAUAUGAAGACGGCGGUGCUUGCCUUCGACAACCUGACCCGGCAAAGGUUCACUGAACAUAAAAUUUCCGAUGAGGAUAACACCAACUUGAAAAUGAGGGACAAUAUACAAAGUUCGAUGCAGUCGCAAGUUCAAGCUCAGGAUUAUGAACGCGAUAUCUUACCAAGAUACAAAGAAGCAUUACAUAUAGGGCUUGCUUCCUGUAAGGAUCACUUUCGAAAAAAAGGCCGUUCUACCACCUCUGUUUUCAGGGCUAUGUCCACAAACGGUCCUCUUCCACAUAUUAUUGGUUCUGAAGAGUAUAAUCAUGAUAAUAGCUGUGGCUUGGCAGAUGAUGUGCAACCUUUAACUGAUGACUUCAGCUGGUUGCAAGAGUCUCAAGGGGAGUCUUCGGACUUUGGAGCUGGUGAUUUGUUUCAAUCUCAAAUGCCUGGGGUGCAGCAAGGUUUUGAGAAGGGGGAGACAGAAUCUCUGGUAUCUGCCGCACGAGAAUUUAAAGCAAUGUUGGAAGCUGCGCUUGUUAAUCCCUACAAGUUCUAUGAUGAUGUGAGUACGACAGCACAAGAUGCCUCUGUAGAAAAUACAAGCACAAGUGAUGUGCAUCAUAACACAGAUCCAGUUUCGUUGAUCAGGAUGGGUGAAGCAGCAGGUGAAAGAUCAACAGAAGCAGAUAAUGCUGAAGAGACAAAACUUCUAGCCAGCUUGCAAGACCCAGACAUCAAUGUUCACGACCUCUAUUCAGCCUUGGUUAGAGAGGGCCUGUUUGAUGCAGGUGAUGAGAUACUGGCUAUGGAUCCAGCAUCAGGCUCAGUUAAUCCUGCAACUGCUGAUUCAACUGAAAGGCCCUUCUCAAUGAAUGAAACUAUUCCAAGUGAGGACAAAAAAUCGAUUGAAGUGGACGACACAGCAUUUCCAUCAGACCAGAACGAUGGCGUUUCUGAAUCAUCCUAGGCAUGGCAGUGCUGAUGCUGGUUAAUCCUGUUGGGGUGUUCUUUACUAGAGGACGAUGAAGAAGAUCUUCACUGUAGAUCCUCUGCAGUGAAGAUCUCCUGUUUGUCAAUUGCACGGAUGCUGUUACGACUAGAAGAUUGCUGUAGACUGUACAGUUCAGUGCUAUAACAAAAGAAUACUAGGUGCAGUACUGCCUAUGAGUAGUUAUCCACUUGCUUGUGAGCACUGUCCAUUUGUGUACAGCAUCGCAGUGUAGCAUUUUCUUUUAUGGCAGCAUCAUUGCUUAUCACUAAUACAUUCAGGAACUAAGAUGAUAGCCUGGAAGAAC
Phragmites australis (common reed) is the source of this 1578-nucleotide messenger RNA. RefSeq lists its product as uncharacterized. NCBI's taxonomy places the organism in Eukaryota, Viridiplantae, Streptophyta, Magnoliopsida, Poales, Poaceae. The transcript is spliced from 8 exons. The record is from RefSeq and is a predicted model, not a curated record. Bases 93 to 1250 code for a protein of 385 amino acids.